AUGGCAACCCCUUUUCAAACAGAGGCAUGGACGGAGUAUGGGCUUGGUGUCUUGGUUAUUCUUCUUCGCAUCUUUGCUAGAUGGAAAAUUGUGGGUUUUAAUUGGCAAGGCGACGAUUAUUUUGCCAUAUUAUGCCUGGUCUUCUGGACUGUAAGCCAGAAUGGAACCAACAUCGGAAUCACAAAUGAUAUCGGCGCAACGUUGACAUCGGAGGAGAUAGCCAAAUUUGAGUUUGGUUCCAAGUGCCUGCUGGCAGGCUGGAACUUUUAUGUAACCCUCAUUUGGUGUCUCAAAGCUUGCAUUUUGUUUUUCUUCAGUCGCAUCACGCUUGCUACAAGACAGCAGAAGAUUGUCAAAUGGACAGCCGUAGCGACAGGAUUAGCCUAUGUUGGUGUCAUAGCUGUCAUUUGGGGGCACUGUACACCUGUUCAAAGGAACUGGCAGGUGGUCCCUUAUCCAGGAGACGAGUGUACUUUGGCCGUUGCGAACUACUUGAGUCUUGUGGUACUCAAUAUUUCAACAGACUUCCUCAUUGUAUCAAUACCACUACCACUCUUGUGGGCCGUCAAGCUCAGUAUCAAACGAAAGCUUGCUAUUGGACUCCUGCUCUGCUCGGGCAUCUUCGUCAUGAUCGCCGCUUUGCUUCGCUGCAUCCUGUCGCUCAAGGACAUUGAAGGUAUCAAUGUCAGCACCAUCUGGGCAAUAAGAGAGACUUUUGUUGGAAUCAUCGCCGUGAACGCAGCCUGCAUCAGACCACUGUUUUCCUCCUCACAUUGGUUGAGGUCUACUAAGGGCAGCAGUGGAGCCAACCAGAAGUACCCCGGCUCAGGUGACAGAUACGGCCAUCAGUUAGUCACAAUAGGAGGUGGAGGGCAAAGUGUCGAUCGAUCUGGAUUGCCUUCAAAGAGACGGUACAACAAAUACAACAUGACGGAGCUGGACAACAACUCAAGCGAAGAGCAGAUUGUCAAAUCGUCCGACUCAGCCAGCUGGCCUCAAAAUGGAGGUCGCGACGGCAGUUUAAACAGCAAAUCUAGUGGGCAGCACGGGCAUGGUGGUAUUGUUGUGACAACUACGUAUGAGGUGAAGCCCGAAAACAAGGUCUGA
Molecule: messenger RNA, 1107 nt
Organism: Colletotrichum costaricense
Lineage: Eukaryota; Fungi; Ascomycota; Sordariomycetes; Glomerellales; Glomerellaceae
Exons: 6
Coding region: 1-1107 (368 amino acids)
Source: RefSeq, a predicted model, not a curated record